Molecule: messenger RNA, 3143 nt
Organism: Macrobrachium nipponense
Lineage: Eukaryota; Metazoa; Arthropoda; Malacostraca; Decapoda; Palaemonidae
Product: SET and MYND domain-containing protein 4-like
Exons: 5
Coding region: 740-2389 (549 amino acids)
Cellular component (GO): nucleus; cytoplasm
Molecular function (GO): histone deacetylase binding
Source: RefSeq, a predicted model, not a curated record
AGUGGUGAAGAACAUAAGAGUUUAGUGUUAAAUGUUAUGUUGAUUAGAAUCAGCAAUUGUAUACCAUAGUGGGUGGAAUUGUCAAUUAAGAAGAAAUCUUUGGUGUGUUGUGUGUAAUGUUGCCAUUGCUGUUUGUCCUUGACUUCGAGUGUGACGUUUCCCGAACAGUUCUGCCGACUGUUGGUGUCGUAGGCCUAUUUUCCUUGUUCACUAAACUAUGUAUGAGUCAGCAUGUAUAAUGAGUCAGCUCCUCCCAUUUCAAGAAUUGCCGUUCUCCCACGAACGUAAAAACCGAAAGAAAAAAAAAAAUUGGGUCGCGGAAUUCGUAACGUUGUCGACUUUUUCUGCUGGCGUGCACCACGCCCUUAUAAAUGCAACAAGGAGUACUCAUUGAUUCGUUUUUAAUGACUUACACACACACACACACACAUGUGGGGAACUAGAAGAAAUGGCAGAUUUUGACUUGGGCAAACUGACCUCCGAGCUUACCCUUUUUCAUUAUCAGGGAGAACAGUGCUUGGAUGAAAUCUUUGAGUGGGCUUGGGACAAUUAUCAGUUUGAUUCAAGGCCUUAGAAGAAUCAGGAAAGUCUGAGGAUAGAGCCAAUAUGUUACGAUUGCUUGGCAAUGAGUGUUACAAGGCAAAGAAUUAUUACAAAGCCCUAGAAUCUUAUAAUCAGAGUAUCAUGGCAGCGCCACAUCCAGUAUUGAGUAAUGUCAAAAUAGAAGUGACUGAAGAUAAUGCAGAGUUUGGGUUUUCCUCGCAUCGACCCUGCCAUGUAUGGUGGUGUUGCUUUAGAGAAAUGUGGUGCCUUAGGAAAAGGAUUUGCAAAUAGAUCAGCCGUAAUGCUUGAUAUAGGCGAGUAUGAGAAGUGUUUGGAAGAUAUUAAUCUAGCCUUGGAGUAUGGAUAUCCCGAAGAACUGCGUCCAAAACUAGAGGCAAGACGGUUGAAGUGCCAAGAAAUACAAAGACAGAAAGUGUCAAACUGCAGCCAUAGAAAUUUUGUUAAUAAGAACCUUGAGAGUAGUAUCUUAAAGGAAUGUCUUACGAAAAUGAAGUUCUUCCAAGCUCAGAAGCCCCCUGUGAUCAAAGAUCCUAAUCCUUGCAUACCAGCAUGCAGUAGUGCUGUCAAAGUUUCUUAUUGGCCCAAUAAAGGGAGAGGCUUUGUUGCAACAAGAGACAUUAAGCCAGGUGAGGUCCUAGGUGUGGAAAGGUCUUUUGCUGUAGUUGUUUCUCAAGAACUGCUAGUUACACAUUGUUCCACGUGUACUCGCCCAUGUGUGAACCCUCUUCCUUGUCCCGGGUGUUCCCAGGUAGUAUUCUGCAGCAAGUCCUGUCGGGUAAAGGGUCUUUCGGAAGAUCAUUGGUUAGAGUGCAAGAUCCUGAAUUCAGUUCUUUUUCAUGGACUGGAAACAGUGGCGUGUUCCUAUAAACUACUGAAAACAUGGAACUUUAGUCAAAUAAAAUCUAUGCAGAAUAAACUGAAGAUGGAUAAAGCUCUUCUUCCUGAACAGUUAGGAUUUGAUAAAAGUGGAGUAUACGACUCAUCAUCUUUUCAGUCCGUUUACCAUCUUCGUCAAGACUUGGGAACCUUUCCUUUUGAAGGAGUGAUAUCAGGAUGCAUGAAUGCAUUUCGGUUGGCCAGACUAUUAGAGUUGAGCAAAAGGUUCUUUGUUGAUGAGUCAGUCAAACCCGUACCAGUGACUAAAGAAGAUUUUUUGGACGCAUGCAAGAUUCUAUUCAACAACUAUGCAAAGUUUACUCAGAGUUCAUUUCGAUCACGAGAGGAAGAGAUACUUGAGGUGGUUGAAUUGUACCCAGCGAAAAGUCUGAUCAACCACUCCUGCUCUCCUGUUAUGUCCUCUAAGCGUUUUGGUCGAGAGUCAUUCUGGUAUGCUGUAAGACCUGUCGCAGCUGGCGAGGAACUAACCAUUUCCUAUGUACCUGACUUCAGCAUUCAACCCAAGCAAGAAAGAAGAGGAAAUUUGGUGCCUGUCUAUAAUAUCGUCUGUAGCUGUCAAGCUUGUGAGGAGAGCUGGCCAACUUUGCCACAUCUACCUGAAAUUAUGUGUUUGUGUAUGAAUUGCAAGGAACCCUUUUCAAAUGUAGGAAUGUAUUGCCAGGAAUGUUGGGGAAGACUAAGAGAAGAAUUAGAUAUUAUGAAAGCUUUUGAACUGAGAAUUAUGUCUGACAAGGUAAAGUCAGCCCUUGAUUUUUUGCGUCGAAUGGCAAACAAACUAGUGCAAGUGGAACCCAUAUCGAAACAAGAAUUCAGACAUCUUUGCCAAAUGUCAGAGUUCAUCUUUAAAUAUUCAACAUUCCCAUCUCAAGCACUUAUAAGCUUCAUGAAGUUGAUGGAUAUUUGUGCUGAACAGGAAUUGUUGUGGUGAAUGAAGUGCUCGCUGAAUUAAGUGAUGAAGUCAACUUAAGAUUGUCUGUGGAAGAGAGUUUUAAUAGGCAUCCGGUUGGUAACUUUCAAUAGUGUAAUUAUAAGCACUGUAUCAUUUAAGGGAAAUAUGAUAAAUUUUUGUGUCCGUAUUUUGUAAAGUCUUUAGUGAAAGUAAAUUCUUACUGAAAUCAAAUACAUACUGAUAUAUUUGGAAGUCAGUUUUAAUCUAAAGUCUUUUUAUUAUUGUAAAUAAGCUGAAACAAAUAGUAUGUUGAUGUCAAAGAAAAUUUUUUUUUUUGCCAGUAUCAGUAUGUAUUUGAUUUCAGUAAGAAUUUUCAAAAGAACUGUAUCACCCUGAGUUUCAAUUCAAAUUUAGUGGUUUCUCUUGUAGAACGUGCUUGUUGUCUCUUGACAGUUUUCUGUUGCUCUAUGGCCAUGUGCAGUAUAAUGAUCUGGGGUCAUUUUUUAAGACGGCAUCUUCAUAAAGGUAUAUGAUUUAGUGCUCUUUAAUACCUCGCAUUAGCAUUGCUCUGUAACAGUCUAUUAUCGCAUAACAUCCAUUGAUUGCAUAGGUCAAGAUCCUUAACUAUGAUAAUGAUGAAUUCAAUAUUUCUCUGACAAGGGGGUACAAGGUAUGUUCUUGAUACCACCAUUAAAGUGUGUCCAAUUGAGUCUAUGGGGUCAGUAAACUGCUUAUAGUCCAUUUGCUUAGUUCACUGAAUGUCAGAACCCAAAAUAACACUGAACUGUUGAAA